This is a messenger RNA of Sardina pilchardus (European sardine), 1983 nucleotides long. Its product is annotated as protein NLRC3-like. The record is from RefSeq and is a predicted model, not a curated record. Gene Ontology annotation, biological process: intracellular signal transduction. Lineage: Eukaryota; Metazoa; Chordata; Actinopteri; Clupeiformes; Clupeidae. The coding region runs from base 1 to 1983 and encodes 660 amino acids. The transcript has 4 exons.
AUGGGUCUACCAGACCCAGCAGGACCCCCUGUAGUAAGAUCUGCUCCUGAGGAGGGGGGUGCUGCCUCUAACACUAGUCUCUCUGAGUCUGAGGAACAACACACCAGUCAUGGAGCUACCAGAGUAAGAUCUGCUCCUGAUGAGGGGGGUGCUGCCUCUAACACUAGUCUCUCUGAGGAACAACACACCAGUCAUGGAGCUACCAGAUAUCAGCAGAUCCACAAAUCCCACCUGCAGAAGAAGUUUAAGUGUCUGAUUGAGGGAAUCCAAAAGCAGGAAGACACCAGACUCCUCCAUGAGAUCUACACAGACCUCUACAUCACAGAGGGGGGAGAAGGAGAGAUCAAUGAUGAACAUGAGGUCAAACAGAUAGAGAGGUCAUCCUGGAGAGAAGCAGCACGAGAGACACCAAUCAAAUGCAGUGACAUCUUUAAACCCUUAUCUGGACAAUCCAAACCCAUCAGAACAGUGCUGACAAAGGGAGUGGCUGGCAUUGGGAAAACGGUCUCAGUGCAGAAGUUCAUUCUGGAUUGGGCUGAAGGAACAGCCAAUCAGGAUGUUGACUUCAUAUUUCCUCUUCCUUUACGGGAGCUGAACUUGAUGAAGGAAAAGAAAUUCAGUCUGGUGGGUCUUAUUCAGCACUUUUUCCCAGAAAUCAAAGAUCCCAGAGUCUUCUCCAGUUCAGAGCAGAGAGUCAUGUUCAUCUUUGACGGUCUGGAUGAGUGUCGACUUCCUCUAGAUUUCCGCUCCAACCCGACCUGUUGUGAUGUGACAGAGCCAGCCUCAGUGGACGUGCUGCUGACAAACCUCAUCAAGGGGAAUCUGCUUCCUUCUGCUCUCCUCUGGAUCACCACCCGACCAGCAGCAGCCAAUCAGAUCCCUGCUAAGUGUGUGGACCAGGUGACAGAAAUAAGAGGAUUCAAUGACCCACAGAAAGAGGAGUACUUCGAGAAGAGAAUCAGUGAUGGGAACCUGGCCAGCAAAACCAUCACACACCUGAAGUCAUCCAGGAGCCUCUACAUCAUGUGCCACAUUCCAGUCUUCUGCUGGAUUUCAGCUACUGUUGUAGAGAAAACUUCAAAAGAAUCAGACAAAGUAGAAAUGCCAAGGACUCUGACUCAAAUGUACACGCACUUCCUGGUCAUUCAGACUGACAUAAAAAACGUCAAGUACACCGAGAGAAAAGAGACAGAUGAAGAGGUGAUUUCCAAACUGGGGAAAUUGGCUUUCCAACAGCUAGAGAAAGGCAAUCUGAUCUUCUAUGAGGAAGACCUGAGAGAGUGUGGCAUUGAUGUCACAGAAGCAUCAGUGUACUCAGGAGUGUGUACUCAGAUCUUCAGAGAGGAGUCUGGGAAGGUGUUCAGCUUUGUGCAUCUGAGCAUCCAGGAGCUUCUUGCAGCUCUGUAUGUGUUCCUCUGCUUCAGCAACAGACAGAGAAACAUGCCUGACCAACAGCAGAGCUCUCAGCUAUCUGCUCUGUUCACAGCUGCAACACUUCAUGACCUACAAAAGACUGCAGUGGACCUGGCCUUACAGAGUGAGAAUGGACACCUGGACCUUUUCCUCCGCUUCCUUCUGGGCCUCACACUGGAGUCCAAUCAGAAUCUAUUAAAGCACCUACUGCCACAGAGCAGUAGCCAAUCAUAUAGCACAGAGCAAACAGUCCAGUAUGUGAAACAGAAGAUCAGAGAUCAGAGUAGCUCAGACAGAAGGAUCAACCUGUUCUACUGUCUGAAUGAGCUGAAUCACCAUGCUGUAGUGGAGGAGAAAAGCAGCCCAGAUACUUUGUUCUUGCUCAUGCUCUCACCAGGAGAGUGGGAGACUACGACAUUUGUGUUAAAGAUGUCAGAAGAGCUACUGGCUGAAUUUGACCUGCAGAAGUACAUAAUGACACCAGAGGAAGAUCAGACUGAACUGCUCAGUCCAGAUGAAGUUCUUCAGAAGCUGCUGCCAGCGGUCACAACAUCCUCAUCUGCUAAGUAA